Molecule: messenger RNA, 2157 nt
Organism: Didymodactylos carnosus
Lineage: Eukaryota; Metazoa; Rotifera; Eurotatoria; Philodinida; Philodinidae
Source: the annotation of a GenBank genome assembly
AUGAUCAUGCAGGAAGAAUUGCAACGGAUUUAUGAAUUUGUUUUACCUACCGAGCUUAAUCCAGCUCGCUCGUGCAAACCUUACAUUGAUGGCAUCGAACAAUUAUUAGCUGGGUCAUCGACAACUGAUUCAACGAGUGAUUCACUAAAACUAUCCUCCAAUGAGUCUAUCUUACAGAAAAAAAACUUGAACGAAGGGUCGAUUAAACAAACAGCAACGUCCAGCGAUAAUGAAGUGAACGAUGAUGAGUUGCUAACAUACUUAAAUAACAUCGAAAAUAUGCCUCCAGUAUCAGAAUUAGCUAUAUCGGGCGACGAACAAAAAGCAAAACGAACUAGUGUUCUGUCAGUUUCCGAUUUAUCAUCACAGAUUUGGUGUGAACAGCAAUUGUGUUACAAGUUUUUGUAUCCCUAUGUGAUGAAUGACGAAGGUGAAAUUAAACGUAUCGACGAUAAACCACACAUUGUUCGUGGGACGUCGUUGCAUUUAGAACGUGAAUUGGAAAUUCAAGUUAAAAUACCUGUUGAAUGCGUCACACGCGAAGAUUCAUAUGGUGUACGGCUGUUAAAUAUGAUUCAAGCAUUUGACGGUUUAAUAAAAUGGAAAAACCCAACCAAACGUUAUAUUACACGUGAAAUGCCAAUAUUUGGUAAUUUAUAUGGUGGUAGACUAUAUUUUCGGGGUAUUAUCGAUGAAAUAAAUUUUGAUCCAGUUAAAAAUCAUUUAGAAGUGGUUGAAUUUAAAACCCGGUCAACAAAAGCUCCACCACGUCCACAACAAGUAUUUACGCACGAAGUACAAGUUAAUAUUUAUCGUACACUAAUUGAUGAAUUAAUACAAGCACAAACAGACAAAGAAUUAUAUUUUAAGCGUUUUAAUCUUGAUAUGACUAUGAUAUUAAGCGAAAGUAUCUACAUUGAAUAUAUCAAGAGUGGUUACCUGAACAUCACUACAUUAGAACAUGCAUUUGAUUUUCUCAUACAAUUAGUUCAACAAAUGCCUACAAUAACUACUCAUGGUUCAAUUGAAUAUAUUCUGCAAUCUGAUCCUACUUAUAAACAACGAAAAGAAUUUGAACGUAAUGAAAUGAAAUUAAAACAAUUACUAGAUAAAUUAGAGCCCUAUUGGUUAGGUGAACGCGAACCAAAAGGUGUUGAUAUUGAAGAUGCAUAUAAAUGUCAGAUGUGUGAUUAUGUUGAUAUAUGCGAAUAUUUUCUAAUGGCCAACCCAAAACGUACGGUUUACGUUGGCGGUUUAAGUGAAGAAGUUGAUGAGAAAACUGUGCACGCAGCCUUUGUUCCAUUUGGUGAUAUAUUCGAAAUUCAAAUUCCACUUGAUUAUGAAACACAAAAACAUCGUGGUUUCGCAUUUGUGGAGUAUGAAACGGCAGAAGAUGCCGCAAUGGCUAUUGAUAAUAUGAAUGAUGCAGAAUUAUUUGGCAGAUGUAUACGUGUUAAUUUAGCUAAACCAGUACGUAUUAAAGAAACGUCAUCGAAACCGAUCUGGUCAGAAGAUAAAUGGUUAAAAGAACAUUCGGGCGACGUGGCAAAUACUACGAAUAAAGAUGAAGAAACGGAGGAAACAACAACAACAAAUCCAAAGGGAGAAGAGGUUGAGGCGGAAUCCACAAUUGAACCAUUAACAAAACGUCUAAAAACAUCGACAAAUCCAAAAGUUUACCUUGAUAUUGAGUUUAAUGGGCAACGGGGUGGAAGAUUAUUGAUCGUUUUAUUCGCUGACAUUGUACCAAUAACAGCUGAAAACUUUAGAUGUUUAUGUACACACGAAAAAGGAUUUGGCUAUCGUGGUACAAAAUUUCACCGAAUUAUUCCAGAAUUCAUGGCUCAAGGUGGUGAUUUCACAAAAGGUAAUGGAACUGGAGGAAAAUCAAUUUACGGUCCUAAAUUCAAAGAUGAGAAUUUUGAAAUAAAACAUACAAAUGCUGGUCAAUUAUCCAUGGCUAAUUCAGGAUCUAAUUCAAAUGGAUCUCAAUUCUUUCUCACAUUUGUAAAAUGUGAUUGGUUAGAUAAUUUACAUGUUGUUUUUGGUGAAGUAAUUGAAGGACUGGACAUUUUGAAAAAAAUUGAAGAAUGUGGUACAAAAAGUGGCGUUACAACAAGAAAUGUAACAAUCGUCGAUUCUGGUGAAUUAAAAUAA